Anopheles funestus (African malaria mosquito) is the source of this 5925-nucleotide messenger RNA. It is a transcript of the gene swm, whose product is annotated as zinc finger protein swm. The coding region runs from base 859 to 4671 and encodes 1270 amino acids. Gene Ontology annotation, biological process: mRNA processing. Gene Ontology annotation, cellular component: nucleus. NCBI's taxonomy places the organism in Eukaryota, Metazoa, Arthropoda, Insecta, Diptera, Culicidae. Gene Ontology annotation, molecular function: metal ion binding; RNA binding. The record is from RefSeq and is a predicted model, not a curated record. The transcript has 2 exons.
AGUACAGCUGACGACUGCUGCCUUUGCCCAGUUUUCUCUGCUGAAAGAGUUUUUUCUUCUGGAAAGUGCAGAAAAGCGGAGGCCCAAAAUAGAGCAGCUCGAUCAAGUGUAGAGCAAAUACAGUUCGUUUGUAAUAAGUUUAUCGACUAAGUGCUAAGAACGAUCCCGCGUACCAUCCGUUUUAGUUGCGGAUUCAGCUUACGGUUGCAGCUAGUGAUUUUUUUUGAGUGCAAACAGGGAAAGGAAAGCGCUACAGUCCACACAUCAUCAUUUCGUUAUCUGGCAUACACACGCACGCACACGAACCUCAGGGGGUUCAGGGCACAAGAUUUCCCCUGUCAUGGCGGCGUAUUGAUGAAGCGAGAACAGAUUUUCCUUUCAACUUUUCACUCCGAAAACGAUCGUCUUUGGUUAUCGGUGGGUGCGAACGUUUUGCGUACUGCUGCAAGGCAAGCAAAGGUCUGCAAAUACAGUGACUGAGAGCGUGUGUUGAAAAGUGGUGGAAACAUAGUCUAUAGGUGGACAACAACACGCGGGACACAGUAUUACACAAUCGACCGAAACAGUGAAGCUAACGUCGUGGUCGUCGUAGUCGUGGCCGUGUGUUCAAAGACGAAAAAGGGCGCAAGUUAGUGCACGCGUAGUGUUAAAAACAGAUCCAACCGCGCACGUGCAUGUGUGUGAGUGUGUGGAUUGUGUGGAUUGACCGUCGACGAAAGUGAAGUACCGCAGCAGCUUGAAACGCAACAACAGCUAUCACCGUGUGGGGAUUGUUUUACUUGGAACAAGUAGGCUAAGUUUUGGCGGAUUGCUAGAAAGAGGAAGAAGAAAUCGCACACACUCUGCUAACAGACCGUCAUGUAUAUCAACAAUACGGAUGCGCUGAAGGUAUGGCUGACGGCGGUGCUGGAACCGCUGUGCGAUGCCGACCCAGCCGCUCUGGCCCGGUACGUGCUCGCCCUGCUGAAAAAGGACAAACCGGAGAAGGAUCUAAUCGUAUCGAUGAAGGAGCAGCUGGACGUGUUCCUGUCCGAGGAGACGCAACCCUUUCUCGAGCGGUUGUUCAAGGUGAUCAAGAGUGAGGAGUACUUGAAAUGUGCCCCCGCCGCUCCGGCCGGACAGGCGGUUAGCAAUGGUGCUACAGCAACGGCCACCGUAGCUUCCUCUACAACCACCGGUAGUGCCAGCUCUCAGCAAGCGACGGCCUCAGUGACACCUGCCGCUUCUUCCAACCAUCAUGCCGAAGAGGUGAGCAGCAGUUCUCGAAUGCGGAUAAAGCGAGAAUUUACGCCACCAUUGCAAGAGACUGGGACACGCUCCAGCAAAGACGUACUGCCCAGUUCCGCCGCCUCGAACUACACCUCCGGAUCAUCAUCAGCGGGUGCGUCGACGGCGGCUAGUGGUGUCACGGUGAGCGGAGGAUCUUCCACGUCGGAACGAUCCGCAUCACAUCAUCAUCAUCACAGCGAACAGCGCUCGGAAAAAAGUCGUGCCAGUGAAAUGACAACCUCCAGUGGUACGCACAAUUCUGCAUCGUCCGUAAGCAGCAGCAGCAGUACUGGUGGUGGAACAGCAGCAGGAACGGGUGGUAUCACCAACCAAAAGUCUAUCUCCACCCACCAUCAGCAGCAUUCGCCAAUCAAAGGUUCCAGCAAGGAUGAUCAUAGCAAUAGCAGCAGUACCCGCCGAAGCCGCCGUAUGCAGAAUCGAUCUCGCAGCCGAUCCCGGUCUCGUUCACGAUCGUUUGAACGUACGCGCGAUACGCGUCGAUCGCGCUCCCGCGAACUACAGCAACGUACGCGCGGAGGAGGCGGUACCGGGGGCAGUGGAAACGUUGGCAGUGGGAAUGAUUCCAAAUCUGGUGGACGAUCGUAUCGCAACAAGUCACCGCUACGUAGCAGCGAUUCGUUCCGACGCUACGAACGAAAGGGAUACGAUCGGCGCAACAGUGGUCCAAAUGCGUCGGGUGGAAGUAACAGCGGAAUGGCGGCGGGGACUGGCACGAACAUGGCUAGUUCCGGUGGCAGUAGUGGUAAUGGUGUUGGUAGUACCCGCUCGCAAAGGAUCCGAUCGCAUUCACACAGUCGUUCACCGUCACCGAACUCGGACCGUCGAAAGAUUGCCCGAUCGAUGACGCCUGUUCGUCAAGCAGCAGCUCGUUCAGCAGCGGGUACCGGCGUGACGGCGGGAUCCGGUGAUACAGCAACUGCUUCCGCAGGAGUGGUGGAUGGAGCGGUAAUCAAUCCGGUCACUACCCUGGUGUCUCCAGUUACCGGUGGUGUGCCGAUCAUUCCUGUCGGGGGUGGAACGGUUGUUCCUACGAUUGCUCCCGUACCGCCGCCAUCGGUCGGUUCACUUGAUCGUGUGUUAAAUGCGACAGCGGGCGAAGGAGGAGCGGCAUCGGCUGUUCCGCUCGGUGGAGGUUCUUCCAAGCGUCAACGGUGUCGUGAUUUCGACGAAAAGGGUUACUGUAUGCGUGGCGAAACUUGUCCCUGGGAUCAUGGAACUGAUCCGGUCGUGCUGGACGGUCUCAGCGAUCCUGCCAUGAUUGCACAAAUGCGUGGUACAAUUGUGCCCGAGUAUAGCCCGGAUGCGCCUGAACUGUGGAACAAACCGCCAAACAUACCGGGAGGACCGAUUGGAGGGGUACCUGCUAUCCGGCCCGGACCGACACAGCGUCUCGGUGGCGGCAUUGGUGGUUUUGGACCGCGCGGAGGGCCCGUCGGUAUGGGACUAACGUUCCGCGGUGUGGCCCCUGUGUUUCCGAUGCAAGGCUUCCCGAGCAAUCCGAUCGGUGCAACACCGUUGCAGCGUGAACUGAUCUCCGUACCGGUGGUGGAUGCUAAUAAGGGAGGCGAUGUGUCCGCCGAUCAUCGUAACAGCCGUUUCGAACCAGAAGAUGCGGUCGCAAUCGCGGACGGACCGAUGCUGAUGGGUGGUGGCGGGAAACGUAAAAUGCCCAUGAACAACAGGCACGGACCGCGCGUCCUAGGCGGUGGUCAUGGUGGUGUGGGAGGUCCUGGAGGGCCUGGCUCGAUGUUGAUGAACCCGCAGCACAACUGCUCGCUGGAGCUGCGCAAGAUACCGCGCGGGUUGAACGAGAUUUCGCAUUUGAAUGAUCACUUUUCGAAGUUUGGCAAGAUCACCAACAUUCAGAUACGGUACGAUAACGAUCCGGAGGCGGCUAUUGUAACGUUUACGUCACACGCGGAAGCGAACGUGGCGUACCGAAGCACCGAGGCGGUGCUGAACAAUCGCUUUAUCAAAGUGUUUUGGCAUAUACCGCCGGCAGGUGGUGAACAGCCCGCCAUUACGGCACCGGCAAAGACGGAGCAUUCGCUGCGAAGAUCGUACCCGAAUCAGUACAGCAUUAAUAAUAAUCUAAGCACGGCGGGAGCAACCGGCACGACACAAACCGGCCCAACCGUGGCAGGUGGUAAAACAGUGCAGGCGAAAGAUGACGCGAACAGCACACCGGUGGUGGCGAACGGCAAUGAGAAUCUCGCACCACAGCAGCAAAUCGCAGGUGGUGGUCCGAAGGGCCAUGGUAAUAGCGCCACGAAGUACAUCAGCCCUGGUACGGGGUUGCCUGCGGCAGGUGGUGGUGCCGGUGCCAACAAGAUUUCUCGUGCGCAGAAUGAAAUGUUACGCAAGCGGCAGGAACAGUUCAACAAGGGCAUCAACGAGCGCAAAUGUUUCCUAAUGGACGGAUACCUGAAAGAGCAGCGGAAGCUGCUGGAACUGAUCGUAACGUACGAGGUGAGCGAUCCCCGUCGUCCACAGCUGAAGGAAUCGCUUGAUGAGCUGCAGGUGAAAAUUAACAAUCUGCGCAAAGAGAUCCAGCAGGAUCAGCAGCUUUUCAAGGCAAACUCGGCAAGGGGACCCGCCCACGGUCCGAAGCAUAAGACGAAAGCACAGCACGAACGCGAGCAGCUGGAUGCGGAGCUAGAACAGAUUGCGCAGGAACAGCGCACGUUCCGUGCACCGGAUGGUCCUCCAGCAACGCCAGCACCCGGUCAAAAGCCGUACGGUGGUGGUGCGCGCAAGGGUGCUGGAUCCGUCGUACGUGUAGCACCGCCCGGUUCAACCAGCGUCGACCGAAGACCGACUACCAUCCUAAUAACCGGGUUCGUCGAGGAGGAAGCCGAAUCCUUGUUGGAACAUUUUAAACAGUUUGGCGAGGUUACGAAACAUCAACUCGAUAAGGUGGAACCAUCGUUAACGAUUAGUUUCAGCACGCGACCGGUUGCGGAGAAAGCGCUCGCUCGUGGUAAGCAGUUUAACAAGAAGCUGCUUUCGAUAGUGUGGCAGACAACGGCAGCAGUUGCACCGACAACACCGACCGGUGCGUCGGCACCGAAUGCUGUGGCCGCAACGCCUGCAGACACCGGCAAGGAUGAGGGCAAUCCGCUCGUUCAUUCUAGCAGCGGUGGUAGCGACGGGGAUAACGUAGACGACGCACUAACGCCCACGAAGCUGUUGGACAUUGAUGAAUCGAGUGACGGUGCAGAUCGGAUGGUGCUAAUUGGGAGCGGUGGCGUUGGUACCGACAUCAACUCAUCCUCGUUGGAAACGCUGACCGAGACGGACGAGCUGAUGGAGAUGCCGCAUAUGGUGGAGGAGGAGGAAGACGACGACGACAUGGAGGGCGAACGUUCCUGGCGCCGUUAGUAAGCGAAUGCAGCGUGUCUGAUUUAAAGUUUUCUAUUUCGCGCUUAGCCCUCCGCCGUUGCGAUCGGAUCAGCGUUAUGGGGGUAGGCGGUUAGGUGUUUUGUUUGUUUUUAAUAGGAAUUAGCGGCAGGUGCGAGUGCGUAUGUGUGGUUGUGUGAAGCUUUUGGUUUCUUAUUGCUGAAAUUCAUUACAUUUCAACCUCGUUCGUUCAAUUCAAUUCCGAUAGAUUGAAGCGUAUUCUUGUUAUUAUGCUAUUUGACGGUCAUUAUACUUUUUAAUGCAAUGGCGGGUAAAGAUGAGCUACGGCCUUAAAAUGUAUAUGCUUUUUACGCAUAGAUUACAAGGAUUUGGAUUGAUGAGCACUACAGUCGAUAGAAAGUUAGAUGAUUAUUUUAUUUUUUUUCUUGGUUGUUGUAAUGAAGUUUCCACCCUUUUGCAUGCAAUUCUGAUGUUUUACGUACGCUUUGGUUCUCAUCCAAGCCUAGUUGAUCAACUGCAUCAACUGCAGCUUCUCUUUGCCAUAAGAAUAGAUUGCUCGUAGUGCGUUAUCUGUAACUUUUUGAUUUAUUUCCGUUUUCUUCACUAGCUUGCGAUAUAUUAAGUUGACAUUCAACUCUUUUUUUUCUAGUGUUGCGCCUAUCUAUUUCGAUUUUGAUUUGAGCUAUUAACAAUUUGCGUUUGGAAUGCGUUAUGUCCACUGAAUGUUUGCGCUAGCGUAUGUUUGAGCAAAGAAAAGAAAACCAAACGAAUCGAUGUUGUUUAGGUUACUGAAGCUAAGCUGAGUACGAAAAACGAGCGUAUUGAGGAAGAUAUGGGAUAGAUUACCGAACAGCAAUUCCUUGUCGGUAGCGGUAGAUAGAAAUAGGUGUAUGUAAAAUAAAACGUUUUUGUAAUUUGUUCAGCAGAGACUACAACAGACAAACGAAGUAAAAGCGGCAAUGCCCUGCGUUUUAAAAAGUAUCAUGCGCGACGAGUAAUGAAACCUGUAAACAAAUGGAUUAUGAUUGUAAAGCAAAUGUAAGAUCAAUUGCGCCCACUAGCAUGCCAUCGCGUGAAAUGCGCACUCAAAAGAUACAAGAUAAACCGAAAAGGAUAAUGUUUCUUUAAGCACAAUUGUUUUCAGUUACGCGUAAUUUAUGCGAAGGAUCACUACACCCCAACAACAGCAAAAGGGCGCAAUUGGUCAUUGAUACGUAUACCACAACACGAAUUGUAGUAGCUCGUAAGUCGAAGCCAAACAAAAAAAAAAGAAAA